CGUGUAAACUUCCAUCUGUGAUUGAGAUCCGGCAGUCAGCGGGAAUGCCAGUGUAAGCCUGUCUUGGCACUGUGACUUUUAUAAGCAUGUAGUCAAAAUCCAGCUGAUAGAAGUGAUACCCGUGAAUCUUUGAAUUCAUUUUUGAUUUUUCGACGAAUAUGGAAAUAGACGAUGGCGAAGAAGGCUUGGACGACAGGCCGAUUUCUGCAUUGGCACCUCGAGUGGGAGGGCAGGAAGAAAGUGAGGUGGAAGUAUCAGCAAGUCCGGCAUUCCAGUGUUUGGACGAGUUAUUCAAUGCUGGAAAAAUUACUGGGACAAGAAUGGCAGAGUUAAAAGUGAAAUAUAGCGAAAUUCAUGAUAUGCUGAAAGAUAAAAGAGAAUCAGAGACAAGAUUGUUGAAUGAAGCGAAGGAUUUCACAAAUGUUCUUGACAAACAGAGGCAAGAGAUAGCUAAGGCUGAUCACUUCCCAGAAAAUAUUGAUUCAGAAGUUGGGAAACUCAGGCAAGAUUUGUUGAAGAGGCAUAAUGAACUACAUCAAAUUGAGGAACGAGAUUUUCUUCUACAAUAUAAGCUUGAAUCCCUUCAAGAAGAGUUGCAUUUAUUAAAACGUGAUUACGAGCGAACUCCAAAAUUAGAGGAAAUCGAACAAAAGAAAGGUGAAUUGAGGACACAGAAUGACGUACUGAGAAAAGAAAAUGCACAACGACAACUUGAAUUAAAGAAUUUGAAGGAAGACUUGGAAUCAAAGCAUUGGCAAAACAGUGUUGAUUCCAAAGACUUGGAAUGUUCGAUUGCAGAACAAGAAAAUGUCAAAAAUAAUCUUGUACAAAUACAUGGAAUUCCAACUCAGAUCGCUAAAGAGAUUGACAAAAGCAAUAAAAUACUGCAGGAACAAGCGAAGAAAUUUGCAAUCCUUGAAGAUGAUAAUCAAGUAGUUGUUGCAGAAAUGAAAAUCAUUGAAGGAAAAAAACUCAGAAUAAAAGAAGAAAAGAAAGAGGUAGAGGAUGAGUUAGAUCGACAACGACAAAUUUUAGAAGGAAAAGAGAGAGAAUAUGACAAGCUCAUGAAGGAUUUUGAUUUUGAAAAAGAGAGAGAAGCUGUUUCAUUGGGUGACAGAGCAACAUUGGAUUUACAUCUCCGACAUGCACAGUUAGAAAAGAAAACAAUGCAUGAUACACUGACUAGAAAACAGAGAGAAAAAGACAGAGACCUGAGACAAUUGAAAAAGCUUGAACAACAACUGAAAGUUGUUAAUGAUGCUUUACAACAUACAGAACUUAUCUGGGAGAAAGCCAAAUCAAUGGUUGACAUGUUUCCAAGAGACGAUGGUUCAUCUUUGGAAAAAAGAAAACAACUCCAGUCCGAAGUUGAUGAAAUUAAACGAAAAUUAGGACAACAAAAUGCUCUGACCUCAGUUGAACAGGUGAAAGUUGAUGAUUGUGCCUUGGAAGAAGAACAAUUAAUCAAACGUCAAGAAGAACUACGUGCUGAAGUUGUUGAGUUAACAAGACUUGCACAAAUCAAGGCAGAUGAACGGGAACAAAAAGCAAGGGAUUAUAUGAGAGCAGAACAACGAUCUAUCAAAGCUAUAAAUGAAUUGAAAUCUAAAGAUUUAUCCAUCACUGAUCAUAAAAAGAAAAACACAGAAGUCCAGGUUCGCCUUCAAGAAUCAGCAAAGUUAUAUGACAUAAUCAAGAAUGAAAGAAACAAAUGUGUCAACCAAAUUCAAGCGAGUACUCAGAAAGCUGCUGAAAUGAGAGAAAAGAUUAAAAUAUUAUCAAAUGAAAUUGAAAUUUUACGAACCACUGUAUCCAAUCUUGAAAGGAACCUUCAGAAAGCUCGUUUGAAGCAUAUGAAUUCUCUUGUGUUGAGAGACUCAUUGAGGAACGAGAGAUCAAAAGCACUUGUUUUGGAGAGUGAGCUGGCUGAGAAACGUGAACAACUGAAAGCCCAGAUCAGUAAAUUGAAUACACUAAACAACCAAGCUGAAGAACAAAUGGUGCAACUAAGAAAAAGAUAUGAAAUCGCUGUUCAACAUCGUAAUGACAGAGGAGUACAGUUAGUAGAACGAGAAGAGGAAGUUUGUAUAUUUUAUGAAAAAUCUAACAUACAAGAUAUCAUGAUCUCUAAUGGAGAUGUUGCUGUUCGUGCACUUGAAGAAGAAAUCAGGUUCUUGAGAAUGCAACUUACAGAAGAAUAUCGAUUGAUAGAACUUGCUCGAAAAAAUCAACCAAAUCGACUUCAUCUCAGUGAUGAGCUGAUUACAUUACAAAUUCAGUUGGCUCAAUGUCAGGAUCGUAUGAGAGGUUUGGAGAAAAAACUUGAGGAUCCGGAACAACCAAAUAGAGUACGAUUGCUUGGCGGAAAAGAUCCAACACCUACUGAAUUACACAAGAAAAUGGAAGAACUUGAAAUACGACUUGCUCAGAAAGAGGAAACUUUGUUGGAUAAAGAUUUAAUAUUUGAUCAGGCAUCGAGACUUGCUAAUCGUGUACAAAAGAAAGUAGAUGCUGGACAAGAAGAUUCAUUGACACUUUCGAAGAAGGUAAAUGAUUGCCCAAGAAAAAUCAAAGAUGUGACAAGAAAAAUGAUGGCCUUGGUAUCUGAGCUAGCGAUGCAACAGGCUAACGCCCUUCAUUUACAACAAAAUAUUAAAGAAAAAGAAUCAGAAUUGGAGCAAUGUUAUAGGAGAUUGGAACAGGGUGAACCACCAUCUGAAGAAAUUGAACAUGAAUGGACGAAAAUGUUGUUAACUGAUGAACAAAAAUUGCAACAACUUGCAGAGGCAGGAAUGCAACCAAAUUACGAACAGAAACAAUACGAGUUAUCCGGCGGUCUGACAACUACUGCAGAACCAAGACCAAAUGCAUACAUUCCAGAUGAUGAGGGUGAAUUACCAAUACCUCGACCAUACGGAGCACUGGCACCAUUCAAACCUACUGAACCGGGGUCGUCAAUGCGUCAUAUUCGAAAACCAGUUAUCAAGCCUAUUGAAAUCUAACAUUUUUUUCAACUAUUUUCAUGUUACAGUCAAAUAAGUAUUAGGAAGACAGAGUUGAUAAACUUGUUCAAAAAAUGUUCCAACAUUACCCUAUGAUUCCAUAAGUAUAAACAAGUUCAUCGAUUUUGUCAAGUUGUUUGUAUAUAUGUGUGUCAAAACUUCAUAAAUGUUCAUAGAUGUUGGUUCAUAUACUUCCAUUCUAUUUUUAUUAUCAAAAAAAUAUUAUCAUCUGAAUAAACUCGA
This is a messenger RNA of Styela clava, 3245 nucleotides long. Its product is annotated as coiled-coil domain-containing protein 146-like. Gene Ontology annotation, cellular component: cytoskeleton. The record is from RefSeq and is a predicted model, not a curated record. NCBI's taxonomy places the organism in Eukaryota, Metazoa, Chordata, Ascidiacea, Stolidobranchia, Styelidae.